AUGGCAUCCUUCAAGGAGUCCUCCAUAUCGCGCCCGUUCCCUCAGUCGGGCCUCCCCGUCCGACAGAGCAAUGCUCGAAACCAUUCGCAUGCGCACUCGAUAUCGCUGGGUGCCGUCAAUACCAACCAUCGCGUCACCCGUCGGAAGAGUAUCGCCUCCGCCGCCGCUGCCAAUGCCGCUGCGGCCGUUGCGGCCACCAUGAAGGACAGCGGUGAUCCAGUCACGAUUCCGAUGGCAUCGCACCGGCGGAGUCUCGCUGGCCGCAAGGGUCUCGAAUCGAGCUCCCUCGGAGCCACGUCCGCCCUGUCGUCCUCUCUAUCGCGGAGCGUGAACGCUGGCUCGGACCGCAAGACCUCGCCCAACGCAAUCGACGAGAACUCCGCAGCGGAGGGCAGCGCUUCCGGAGCAAAGCCCGUCAGCACCAAGAGCAGGAACCGACGCGCCAGUGAAGGGUCAAACCUGAACCGGGGCGAAGGGAAGCGGGUUGCCAGCGAACUCCGCUGCGAACGUUGUGGGAAAGGGUAUAAGCAUAGCAGCUGCUUGACGAAGCAUAUGUGGGAACAUGACCCAGCAUGGCAGUUCACGUCGAAACUCCUCAUCUCCAAGCAUCAGCAAGUCCAAUUGCUCGAGGCGGCCACCGUGCUGGUCAACAUGAACCAAGAGCCUACCACCGAGAUGGAGUCGGAGGACUCAUCGGCCUCUCCCGCGACAUCAUCCGAACUCCGCGAUGGACUAAGUUCCACCGAGACGACGCCGCCCCCCAUGGACGAGGACGGGCCAGAGUUGCCCGACACACCAGCCGGCUACGGGAAGCGCUAUAGCGUCGCCAGCACCUCCGCCUUCUCGCGCUCCUACCAGUCCAGCUCCUUCGCCGACAGUGCGCCGCUGCAUUCGCCCGCCUUCUCGCAUUUCCGCCAUUCCAGCAUCGAUACACGUCCCUCCACUGCCGACACCGGGAGCAGCGACGACGACGAUGAGGCGGAUCUGGCCGCUGCCAUCGGUCUGUGCAAUUUUGGGACACCCCGCACGGGGCCCGUGCCCAUGUCGCCCGAUGUACCUCCAGUGCCCCCACUGCCUGCUCGAUUCCUCGGCCAGAACAUUCACAGCAACCCUCUAAGCCAGUCGGCCGCUGCGGCCAUGCCUUUGCCCAGUUCGGCCUCGACGAUCUAUGGAUCAUUCUCGUUGAACCCGUCGCUGUCGUACAAGGUCUCGGAUGAACGAGAUGUCAAGAUGGAGGAUGUCCACCGCGAGUCGAGACAGCGGCGCAACGCCGACGUUGAUUUUGGCAGCCGUCACCAUGGUGAAGACGAUGAUGACGGGGUCUUUGGCCUUAUGGAGGAGUGA
Messenger RNA from Paecilomyces variotii, 1344 nucleotides. RefSeq names its product putative C2H2 finger domain protein. The record is from RefSeq and is a predicted model, not a curated record. NCBI's taxonomy places the organism in Eukaryota, Fungi, Ascomycota, Eurotiomycetes, Eurotiales, Thermoascaceae. Bases 1 to 1344 code for a protein of 447 amino acids. The transcript has 3 exons.